GAGUUUCUAGGAGAUGCUCCCAUACAUCCUCUGGAUCUUUUUCUUGGCAGUUUUGAAAGCAAGAGGGGAGCUGCCAUUCAUUGCAGAAAACAAUGCAGCUAUGAUGGUGAACUGGAAUGCAGUUGAAGAGAACAAAAAAUUGUAUGCAAUUUAUGACACAAGCGUGAACGACCCGGGGAACAUGUCCUUCGUGAAAGAAACUGUGGAUAAAUUGUUGAAAGGCUACGACAUUCGCCUCCGGCCGGAUUUUGGAGGACCUCCUGUGUGCGUUGGGAUGAACAUAGACAUUGCCAGUAUCGACAUGGUUUCUGAAGUCAACAUGGAUUAUACCUUAACAAUGUAUUUUCAACAAUAUUGGAGAGAUAAGAGACUAGCCUAUGCUGGGAUACCUCUCAACCUUACGCUUGAUAAUCGAGUGGCAGAUCAACUCUGGGUGCCUGACACUUACUUUUUAAAUGACAAGAAGUCAUUUGUGCAUGGAGUUACAGUGAAAAAUCGAAUGAUUCGCCUUCAUCCAGAUGGAACAGUGCUGUAUGGCCUCAGAAUCACAACUACUGCAGCUUGUAUGAUGGACCUGAGAAGAUACCCAUUAGAUGAACAAAACUGUACUCUGGAAAUAGAGAGCUAUGGUUAUACAACAGAUGACAUAGAGUUUUACUGGAGAGGUGGAGAUAAUGCAGUCACAGGCGUAGAGAGGAUCGAGCUUCCACAGUUCUCCAUUGUGGAAUACAGACUGGUGUCAAAGAAUGUUGUCUUCGCCACAGGUGCGUAUCCAAGACUCUCACUGAGCUUUAAGUUAAAGAGAAAUAUUGGAUACUUUAUUCUUCAGACCUACAUGCCCUCUAUACUGAUUACCAUUUUAUCAUGGGUGUCAUUCUGGAUCAAUUAUGAUGCAUCAGCAGCAAGAGUUGCCCUUGGAAUUACAACUGUGCUGACUAUGACAACAAUCAACACUCAUCUUCGGGAGACUUUGCCUAAAAUUCCCUAUGUUAAAGCCAUUGACAUGUAUCUUAUGGGCUGCUUUGUAUUUGUCUUCUUGGCCUUACUUGAAUAUGCCUUUGUCAAUUACAUCUUCUUUGGAAAAGGACCUCAAAGGCAGAAGAAACUUGCAGAAAAGACAGCAAAGGCAAACAUUGACCGCUCAAAAUUUGAAGGCAACCGGGUGGAUGCCCAUGGAAACAUUUUGCUAACAUCUCUUGAAAUUCACAACGAAGUGGCAAGCCAUGAGGUUACAACCAGCGUUACUGAUGCUAGGAAUUCAACAAUAUCCUUUGACAACUCAGGAAUCCAGUACAGAAAACAAAGCGCACAUCGGGAAAGCUUUGGAAGGCGUACAAUGGACAGAACAGUGCCCCACAGCAAAAAGAGCCAUUUACGGAGGAGGUCUUCACAGCUAAAAAUAAAAAUCCCUGAUCUAACGGAUGUGAAUGCCAUAGACAGAUGGUCGCGGGUGGUGUUUCCAUUCACAUUUUCUCUUUUCAACUUAAUUUAUUGGUUAUAUUAUGUUAACUGAGUGACUGUACUUUUCUAAAAGACUUCAAUAAUAAUACAUGAGAUAUUGCUCGGCCUGUCAAGUUUAUAUAUAUAUAUAUAUAUAUGUAUAAUAUGAACUUUUAUUAUAUAUAAAAUACA
Molecule: messenger RNA, 1632 nt
Organism: Mauremys reevesii (Reeves's turtle)
Lineage: Eukaryota; Metazoa; Chordata; Testudines; Geoemydidae
Gene: GABRB3
Product: gamma-aminobutyric acid type A receptor subunit beta3
Exons: 10
Coding region: 14-1513 (499 amino acids)
Biological process (GO): regulation of membrane potential; signal transduction; chemical synaptic transmission
Cellular component (GO): neuron projection; synapse; membrane
Molecular function (GO): GABA-A receptor activity; neurotransmitter receptor activity; extracellular ligand-gated monoatomic ion channel activity
Source: RefSeq, a predicted model, not a curated record